Messenger RNA from Saccharomyces kudriavzevii IFO 1802, 663 nucleotides. RefSeq names its product Pcl5p (gene PCL5). Gene Ontology annotation, cellular component: cyclin-dependent protein kinase holoenzyme complex; nucleus. The transcript has a single exon. The record is from RefSeq and is a predicted model, not a curated record. Bases 1 to 663 code for a protein of 220 amino acids. Gene Ontology annotation, biological process: regulation of cyclin-dependent protein serine/threonine kinase activity. Gene Ontology annotation, molecular function: protein kinase binding; cyclin-dependent protein serine/threonine kinase regulator activity. NCBI's taxonomy places the organism in Eukaryota, Fungi, Ascomycota, Saccharomycetes, Saccharomycetales, Saccharomycetaceae.
AUGUAUGGAAAUCACAGAUUCACUCCAGAUUCCAGAGAAUUCGAUGCCGGCGCCAAAAGUAAGGACUUUUCCACUAGCAAUAAUCCCUAUCAGACUCCCCCCUCGGAGACUAACAGCACUUAUCCUCAGACAAACUCCAUCAAAAGGAAGACAAAUCUAGCACUUACCAUCUCAGCAUUUUUGUCUGAUAUCAGUCGGCCCCUCUCAAACGGCAAGAUCAACAACUCCCCCCAAAACAUCCUGAAAUUUUUGAAUGAAGUAUUUAAGAGAUCAAAAUGUAGCAAGGAAAAUGCUAUCUUGGCUACUUUCUACUUUCAAAGGAUUUACCGCUCUCGCGCGCAAAACGAGUCCUCAUUGCCCGAAUUUUCGCGCUGUUCCAAGAGGAUAUUCCUUUGCUGCCUUAUUUUAUCACAUAAGUUUUUGAACGACAACACCUACUCGAUGAAAAACUGGCAAAUCAUAAGCGGGCUGCACGCCAAGGACCUGUCUCUCAUGGAAAGGUGGUGUCUCGGCAAGCUCAACUACGAGCUCGCCAUUCCAUGCAGCGAUCUUCUGCUAUGGGAGACAAACACUUUGAUGAAGAGAGCAAGUAUGGCAAAGAGGCCCGGAGACGCUGAUCAUGAUUUUGAUGCUCAUCCUAGAAAACUGAUCAAAUCUUGUUAG